UAUCCAAUAUAUAUACCCACACACCUCUUUCCUCUGUUUAAUCUCUUCUCUAUAAUAACUUCGUCUAUUCUUCUCACAUCUUACUUUCUAUCAUGAUUUCUUCUUGGAGACGCCGGAGAGCCACUCCGCGUAUGCCCAGAGGUUCUCUAGGCGACCCAGUUGAGCUGACCAUUCCCACCCAUUUUCGAUGCCCCAUAUCGCUCGACUUGAUGAAAGAUCCGGUCACUUUGUCCACCGGUAUCACCUAUGAUCGAGCUAGCAUUGAGACUUGGAUUGAAGGAGGGAAUUUCACCUGCCCUUUCACCAACCAACCAUUGCAAACUAUUGAUUCUAUUCCUAAUCAUAACAUAAGGAAGAUGAUUCAAGAUUGGUGUGUUGAGAAUAGAGCUUAUGGGAUUGAGAGGAUUCCGACCCCGAGGGUUCCGGCUAGUCCUGCACAAGUUCGGGAUAUUCUUGAGAAGAUGACCGCUGCGGCACGGCGAGGGGAUUUUGAAGGAUGCAAGUCCAUGGUGGAGAAGAUCAAGAAUUUGGGAAAAGAAAGUGAAAGGAACAAGAAAUGCAUCAUUGCCAAUGGAACAGGUAAUACAUUUUCAUCAAUAUUCGAAGCCUUCUCGAAUCCCGAAACAUUUGAGAAAAGAAUCGAAAUUUUAGAGGAAAUUUUAUCAGCCAUGACAAUGGUGUUCCCUCUACAAGAAGAAUCCAUUAAACACUUGAAAUCGGAAACUUCAUUACAAUCAUUGGCAUGGUUUUUGAAAGGAGGAGACAUUUCAGGAAGAAGAAAUUCAGUUUUGGUAUUGAAAGAGAUAAUUUCAUCAUACCCAGAAAAAGUUGAUGAAUUAGGUGUAAUCCAAGGAGCAUUAGAGGGUCUUAUUAAGCUCAUAAAAGAUCCAAUUUGCUCAUCUUCAAAAAAGGCUUCACUUUUCAUAACAUAUCAUGUUAUAGCCUCAACUUCUUCUUCUUCCAAUCAAGGGAGAUUCACAAAAGCACUUCUUCAAAUGGGGUUGGUCUCGUUGCUACUCGAAACCCUAGUCGACGCCGAGAGAAGCGUAUGUGAGAGAGCGCUGGGAGCGUUCGACGGGAUUUGCGAGACCAAACAAGGAAGAGAAGAGGCGUAUGCCCAUGCUCUAACGAUGCCCGUGAUCGUGAAAAAGAUACUUAGAGUAUCAGAUUUGGCAACCGAGUUAUCGGUGAGCAUUGUUUGGAAGCUUGUAAAGAAUGAGAGUAAAGAAGAAAAAGAAGAUGGAGGGAUUAAGGUAGAAGCACUUCAAGUGGGAGCAUUUCAAAAGCUUUUGCUGUUGUUGCAAGUUGGUUGUAGUGAAUGGACAAAGGAGAAAGCAACAGAGCUGUUGAAACUCUUGAAUAAUCUUCAUAGGGAUAGGUUAGAAUGUAUUGAUUCUUUAGAUUUUAAGGACCUCAAAAGAACAUUUUGAUUGAGAAGUUAAUUUACUUAAAAUUCAUGUAUUAAUAUAUAUAUUUUACUGUAAUUAAGAAGAUAUUAUCUUGAAGAUAUUAUCUUAUUUUGUA
This is a messenger RNA of Cucumis melo (muskmelon), 1524 nucleotides long. RefSeq names its product U-box domain-containing protein 21-like. The coding region runs from base 93 to 1430 and encodes 445 amino acids. NCBI's taxonomy places the organism in Eukaryota, Viridiplantae, Streptophyta, Magnoliopsida, Cucurbitales, Cucurbitaceae. Gene Ontology annotation, molecular function: ubiquitin protein ligase activity. Gene Ontology annotation, biological process: protein ubiquitination. The record is from RefSeq and is a predicted model, not a curated record. The transcript is spliced from 2 exons.